Molecule: messenger RNA, 1572 nt
Organism: Paramecium sonneborni
Lineage: Eukaryota; Ciliophora; Oligohymenophorea; Peniculida; Parameciidae
Source: the annotation of a GenBank genome assembly
AUGAAUGGCUUUUUGAAUGUGUUUACAAAAUUGGAUGGAUUCUUUAUUUCUUUCAGCCCCUCAUUUGGGUUGACAGAAUAAAAAAUAUUUUAUAAAUCAGUUUGGGGUGGAAUGGCAACUAUAAUAAUCUUAACAUUUGUAUUUGUUUACUCAAUAAAUUAAUUCAUCAUAUGGGAAUCGGGUGAUAUGAUCUAUAAAGUUUCUACAUAAUAAAAAUUUAUAAGCGAAGGAAGUUAUUUAGAAUAAGCUUUCUUAAAAAGCGAUCCUCACUAAUUUGUUGAUAUAGAAUUUGACAGCUCGAUAAAUCCAUUUGAUAGCAAUUAAAUGAUUAUUAUCCCAUUGCUUUAUAUCUAUAAUGAAGAAACGAUCUAUCAGUUAGAUUAUUCAGAAGAUGGAUAAUUUAGAACUCUAAAUGUGGAUUUGAAUAAUUUACUUGAUAAUGCUUUUACAAUAGUUUUAGUUAAAUGCAUAGGUAAUGAAUAGUAUAUAUCUGAAACUUAAAAAUGUGCAAGCUAAUAAUAGAGUGAGGAAUUCUUUAAUUAAAGCAGUUUAUUACCAAUUAUUACAAUUUAUAAUGAAGAAUUUGAUUAUUAAACAAAAACUUACUAUUAACUUGAAACAUAUAUUGAAUUACCACUGGAUCCAAUUCUAACGAGUGAGAUACAGAUUUAUACAAAAUAUGAAAUAAUGGAAAUAAAUUAUGGAUACUUAUUUUAAUCAUCUGAAGAGUAUAUAAUAAACAAUGGAUGUACUUCUUAAAUUUACACUUAUACUAAAGAUUAUUAUAAUAAAUUUUCAUAGAAAAUUUUCGGUAUUCAAGAAGUUAUAGGUGUAGUUAGAUUAGAAAUGGAUUCUUCAAUUUUUUAUGUUAGAAAUUAAUAUCCAACCAUAAGCGAAGUUUUGGCUAACAUUGGUUCAAUAAUUUAAACAAUAUUAUUGAGUAGAUACUUUUUCUAUGCUUUUAAUAGAAACUAAUUAAAAUCUUAUAUGAAAUCUUUGAUAUUGACUAACUAUUAUCCUGAAUGGAAAGAUAUUAACAAAAUCAAAAACAAUUAAAAAAAAACUUGUGUCUUAGAUGAUAGGAACAUAAAUAAUACAAGUGUUUAGAAAUUUGAGAAAGAAGUUAAUGAGAUGUUAAAUCUUAAAUUUGACUUUAUUAAUUUAAUAUACGAAAUAAAUCAAAUGUAAAAGAUUUUAUAAUUAAUUUCACCACCUGAUAUAUUAUUGAAUAUUCAUUCAAAUUAAUCCAAAUUAUAAUUUUUAGCGGAUCAAGAUUCAAAUAAUUUUAGUAUUAAAAAUACAUGGUCUUCAUUUAAGGAUUAUACAGAUGCAAUUUACUAAAACCAUUUGGAUCCAUUUUUAUUUAGUUUUCAUUGGAAAACAAAGAAUAAGAAUAGUAGUUUUUAUAAGAUGUCGUCUGGCGAAAAUAAAUAAAUAUAAAAAUAAUAUGAACCUACUUAAAAACAGGAUAAUGAAAUUUAAGUUGAUAAUGAAUUAAAAUUUUAAGAUAUUAAAAUUUGUACUGAGAAUAAUGAUUAAUUAUCCAUAAUUGAAUAGUAAAAUUAGAAAUGA